AUGAAUUAUUGCGGACCGAGGCUGCAGCAAUCAUUGAUCCCAGAUGUGCAAAAGUUGAUCCCGGACAACGACGUAAGCGUGACAUCAUUAGGAUGGAACGCCGUCACUAGAAUGGAACAAUAUGAGUACCGAUUUGUCCUUAUUCUCGUUUUAUUUGAUGAAAAAUCGGAACGUUUUACAUUUUAUUUUAUUUUUUAUACAAUGUAAAUGGAAUACACCUACUUUGCAUAUUAGAUGUCUAGAUAUUAUACUUUGUAUUAAUUUUGACUUGAGAAAUCAAAAUUUAAUAAUAUAUGUAAUAUGCAGCAAAAUAUAGUUGCUAAGCAUUACCUAAAUAAUUUACAUGUUCUGUCCAUAUAUUAUGAACAAUCUGAAAAAUAAUUGUAAUUUAAAAUUAAUUGGACAGAGAUUUCUGGUAUAACAAUCGUUUAGAGACGGAAAAAGCUAAUACUGCUGAUGGUCGUGCCACUUUUCUAGGUGAAUAG
Messenger RNA from Cinara cedri, 485 nucleotides. NCBI's taxonomy places the organism in Eukaryota, Metazoa, Arthropoda, Insecta, Hemiptera, Aphididae. The record is from the annotation of a GenBank genome assembly.